Xenopus laevis (African clawed frog) is the source of this 1589-nucleotide messenger RNA. RefSeq names its product spondin 2, extracellular matrix protein L homeolog (gene spon2.L). The transcript has 6 exons. Gene Ontology annotation, biological process: cell adhesion. Gene Ontology annotation, cellular component: extracellular matrix. Bases 179 to 1216 code for a protein of 345 amino acids. The record is from RefSeq and is a predicted model, not a curated record. Lineage: Eukaryota; Metazoa; Chordata; Amphibia; Anura; Pipidae.
GGCUCUAAUUGUUUCUCCAAAACUCCAAGAAAGAAAAAAAAAAAAAAGGGUUGUUUCAUACUGACUUAAUCUGCAAGGUCUUAAGGUUACAAUCAUUGUUGGACUAAGUGGUCCCUCUUAAGGCAUAAAUAGAACGUUCCUCCUUUUCUCUUCACCAGAACAGCUCAGCUGCCAGCAAAUGCAGGUGCUCCCAGCCUCGCUCACUGCUGCUACAAAGCAAAUUAAAACGAAAACCAUGUUUCUGGUCUACAAACAUUGCACUGUUGUCCUGGCCAUGCUAUCCAUGUUGGAGUAUUCCAGCUGCCUUCCCUUGAGUGAAGAUUCUAUUUGCACGGCAGAGGAACUUGCUAAGUAUAGCAUCGUCUUUACAGGGAAGUGGAGCCAGGCUUCAUUCCCUAAGCAAUAUCCCCUUUACAGGCCUCCAGCUCAGUGGUCAUCAUUGCUAGGAGUCACUCACAGCUCCGACUACCACAUGUGGAAAAAGCUGGUGCCCGCCAGUAAUGGAGUGAGGGACUUUGCGGAAAAAGGUGAAGCGUGGCCGCUAAUGAAAGAAAUAGAAGCAGCCGGGGAAAAAAUUCAAAGUGUGCACGGAAUAUUUUCGGCAGUCUCAAUCUCUAGCGGCACAGGGCAGGCCUCUACUGAGUUUGAGGCACAUUCAAGGCACCCCUUUGUCUCCUUCAUGGUGAGAAUUGUGCCAAGCCCGGAUUGGUUUGUUGGCGUUGACACUUUAAACCUUUGUGAAGGAAAGCACUGGAAACAAUCCGCUACACUGGAACUUCAUCCGUAUGAUGCCGGAACAGACAGUGGAUUUACAUUUUCAUCACCGAACUUUGCUACUAUACCACAGGGCACUGUAACUGAGAUUACAGCCUCAUCGCCAAGUCAUCCUGCCAACUCAUUUUAUUAUCCCAGACUAAAGAACCUGCCACCCAUCGCCAAAGUUGUAUUUACUAAAGUGAAAGGAAGGCUUUCGUCGUUUCUCGAUAUUGUUUCCAAUGUCACUACAACAGGAAAUGAGAUCGAUGAACAUAUCUCAGAAACACCACUGGACUGCGAGGUUUCCGUAUGGUCGUCCUGGGGUCUCUGUAGAGGCAGCUGUGGGACCGCUGGGGUUAAUAGUAGAACAAGAUACAUUCGCUUGAAACCUGCUAACAAUGGAACUGCCUGCCCAGCCCUCAAUGAAGAUAAAGAAUGUGAACCAGAAAACUGUGUAUAGAACAAAAAAAAACGACUGCGCUAGAUAACUUAUUAUAGACGUAUGGUACAUACUUACUUAUUGUAAAUAACAGUUUGGGACAAUAUAUGUUAUCUAAACUGACAGUUUGGAUACCUUUUCACUGAGAAAAUGAAUAUUUCCUCAGGCCGGUGCCAUGUUUUGAUUCCUAAUUCCAAGUUUUAUAUCGAAUUCCUUUGCGAGACGAGUAACAAUUUUUUUUUUUUUUUACACAUUACACCUAUGUUGGAACGUUUAGUACAAAGUAAUUCAUUUUACUACCGUGCUGUGUUUGUAUAUACAUAGUCAAGCUCACAAUAUUGGGAAAAUGUUCAUAAUAAAGAUUUUAAGGUUUUUCACCGUCUUCCAAAAUUAA